This is a messenger RNA of Sardina pilchardus (European sardine), 4930 nucleotides long. It is a transcript of the gene igsf8, whose product is annotated as immunoglobulin superfamily, member 8. The record is from RefSeq and is a predicted model, not a curated record. NCBI's taxonomy places the organism in Eukaryota, Metazoa, Chordata, Actinopteri, Clupeiformes, Clupeidae. The coding region runs from base 441 to 2294 and encodes 617 amino acids. The transcript is spliced from 6 exons. Gene Ontology annotation, cellular component: membrane.
AUCUCAACACCGUACCCUAAUGAGUCUGUGUUGAACAGCGUGAUUGCACCGUGGAAACGUGCCGGGGGAUAGGAGGCAGUGUGAAAUCAUAACGUUAUGUUAAAAUGAUUUAAAUAGACGAGGCUAAACAUUUUCUAAACAAUGUUUCUGUUUUCAUUUGGAUCAGGAAUCAGGAAUGCUUUGAAAUAUUCAAUUCAGUCACGUUAUGGAAAUCAUCGGUGAAUAUAGCCUGCUGGUGUUCGUCCUCAGACGAAUUCGAUGAGAAAUUGCAACUUGUAACCACGUCCCGGUUUCUCUUUAUCAUGCAUUUUUGGUUUCAUUUGGAUGUUUGGAAGAAUUGUUGAUGGAAAUGCACGAUGCAUUAAACCACAGCACUAAAACAACUAGCUAGCGAUAUCGGCAACCAACCACUUCUUUGACCAAACGGGGCUUGUAGCGGAAUGGCACGGUGGCGGAUAGCAUUCAUCUGUUUACAGUGGGUAAUCCACUAUGCGUUGUGCCGCGAGGUGAUUGUUCCUGAUGGCCCACUGUACCGAGUGGCAGGGUUCCCCCUGACUCUUCCCUGUGCCGUGACUGGUUACGAGGGCCCACGCACGCAAGACUUCGAGUGGUUCCAGUACCGGUCCGACACUGGAGGACACCAGAUCGGGGUGGUCUCCACGCAGGACCCCGGCUUCCCCUACGCCCCCUUCCUGCCCAGAGUGCGCUCGGGGGAGAUCCGGGUAGAGAGGGACUCGGGUGACAGAGCCAGGCUGGUGGUGCAGCGGCUGCGGCCAGAUGACCAGGGCCGCUUUGAGUGCUACACGCCCAGCACUGACUCACGUUACCAAGGCAACUACAGCGCUUCUGUGGUAGUGAAAGUGAUCCCGGACACCCUGCUGAUCAGUCACCCCCGCACUCUGAGUGGCCAGCCGAUGACGGAGGGAUCGGAACUGCAGCUCACCUGCAAGGCCUCCGCCGUGUCCCAGCAGCACACUCACCUGGCCAUCACCUUCGGCGUGCGGGGCGGGGCGGGGGCGGCCGUGGGCCCCCCGGGGGCUCAGGGCCACACCCUGCGGGAGAUCAUCUCCCUGGACCGCGGGCUGGCGGUCACGCCCGGCCGCGGCGGCUCCUACGACAAGCGCUACCAGGCCGGCGAGAUCGGGCUGGAGAAGAGGGUCGGCGACAGCAGCGGAGAUCUGUACGUGAUGAAGAUCGGCGCCCUGGCCCCGGAGGACUCUGGGUCGUACUUCUGCGAGGCGGCUCAGUGGAUCCGGGACCCGGACGGCACGUGGCAGAGAAUCGCGCAGAGGACCAUGGAGCUGGGCAACCUGACCGUCCAGCCUCUGGCGGACUCCCUGACGGUGACCUCCAGCCCCAGCAGCGAGGUGACCCUGCAGGUGGGCUCCCCGCUCAUCCUGACCUGCCAGGUGGCGGGCGUCGGCUCCUGGGCGCGCUCCUCGCUCCUGGUGCAGUGGAUGCGGCGGGGGGCGGGCGGCGGCGUGGAGGUGGAGGUGGCCCGCCUCGGGCCGGACGGCGUGGUCACCUGGGGCGACGACUCCACCCGCCAGGGCGCCGCGUCCAUGGAGAAGGAGGCGGAGGGGAAGUACACGCUCCGGCGCUUUGCGGCGUACCCCUCCGACGCCGGGCUGUACCGCUGCGCCGUGAGCGUCUACGCCGGAAAGCUGAACCCGGGACCCUCCGCCCCGGCCACCGUCACCCAGAGGUCUGAGGGAGUGACGGUCAACGUUAAGACUAAAGACGUGAGUGUGGCAGCGGUGGCUGUGGUGCCUCGCGGGCCGCUGCUGCGGCGAGGGAACACCGUGGCCGUGCUCUGCAACGUCUCCGUGACCACCACGGGCCCCUCCCAGGUGGAGAUCCAGUGGCUGUCCAAGCCGCAGUCUCCCGAGGGCCUGGGCGAGAAGCCCCUGGCGGACGACCCCGGCCGCGUCCUGGCACUGCUGACCUACGACGGCCUGUCCCGCAUCUACGGCAACGGGAGCGAGCUGAGCGUGGACCGCUUGGCCCCCGACUGCUACCGUCUGAGGAUCCACGCCGCCAGGGUGGAGGACCAGGGGCACUACCUGUGCCAGGUGGCGGUGUGGGGACAGGACCCCAACGGAGCGUGGUACAACACUGGAGCCAGAGCUGAAUCGACUACGGUCCGGGUCUACCUGUAUGCCAGAGUCAUGGAUCUUCUCCUUAUUCCCCUCGUGAUUGGAGUGUCGUCAGCCUUGUUUGUGGGUGUUGUUAUUAUUGCCACAGUGACCUGUUGUUUCAUGAGGAGGUUGGCAAGGCAACGCUCACAGAAGUAGGUGUUGGCAUAUCGAUGUCCUGGCUGCUGAUUAAGCACCUGAUGGCGUCGGAAAGCUUAUUUGUUCUUGCUUAGAUAACGCAUAUUUGUAAGCUAUGGAUGUGGAAAUACGCAAUGGGAUUUUGGAUUCACCAAAAUAUGGGCCAAUUUUCAAGACAGUGAAAAGAAAAAAAAGAGCUCUAAAAGGUGACCCUUUGAAGAUUAUUGCACGACCCAACAAACAUAACCCAAAAGACCUCAAAACACAUUUCACCUGCACUGCUUCAGGUUUGUACAUGUUUUGAAAUGUGAAGUGGACUUCCCUCUCCAUGCAUGAACGGGUAAUAUAUUCACUGACCCUCUAAGGAACUCGACUACGGACAGAGAAGCUGUGGUUGGGACAAUGAUAUAAGGGUGUUGUGUGGGAGUGCACACAGACUCCUUCCUGUUUUUGACUCUUGUUGCGAAGAAUUGUGGACUGCCCAGAUUGUCAACGCUAUACAGAUGCUGAUAAAAUUAGUCUAAUAACCUGAUGCUUUUUGAAACAAAGCAGAUAACAAAAAGUCAUGUUUAACUUCGUCAGUCCCUCACAGAGCAGUGCAAAUGCACCAUCAUAUCAAGUUUUAAGUCCCCUUUCCCCCCCAGUUACAUUAUAUAUGUAUAAAGAAAAUGAAUCGACAUAAAAAGUAGUGUCAUUUUGAGGAUGUAUGCACUGGUCUUCAUGGUCUUUAUGAAUGCUUCCCUGUAUUGGAAUUUGUGCUGAGUAAAAUGGACAAAUGCGGCCUCUAACAUUCUUAGUGGCCCCUCCUAACAUCUAUAGGGGCCUCUCCUAGUAUCCAUAGGGGCCCCUCCUAACAUCUAUAGGGGCCUCCCCUUAUAUCCAUAGGGGCCCCUCCUAACAUCUAUAGGAGCUAUGGAACCAAAGGCACCUACAGUUACUAGAAACGUGUUUGUUUAUUCACCAGUGCAGGGAUGGUACGGUGUGUUAAGAGCAGGAUGUGGGAACAGACCCAGUUGUAGUACUGUAAAUGCAGCUGGGGCCUGCUGGCUUGAGCACCUUUGUAAAACAUUGGAGACUAGAGAGCAUUCUUGGCGUCGCCACCAUCUGUCUUGGUGAGCAUGUCUCUUUGUUUUAUAUACAAAUGUGGUUAUUAUAAAUAUUAUUGUUAUAAGCAGAGUACCAUCGUGUACUGUUUGACGUUUACAACAUUUAUAACCGUACUCUUUUGUGCUCACAUGGUAAAAUGUCAAGUUGCGGAUACCUCCUUGAUAUGCUGUUACUGCUCUGACAUGUAUGCCGGCAUGCCAGUCACUGCCUGUUUUACCCAAGCACUUACACGACCAAAAUGGGAGUCAUGUUCGAGUUAAAGCAUCUUUUUCUUUCUAGGUGUUGCAGUUAGUUAAUCAAUAUAGAUUAGUGUUCAGGGAGAAUUUUCACGUGUACCUGUUUCACAUGUAGAUGUUCAUUUUUGAUGACUUCCAAAGAUAUAUAUAUUUUUUUGUUAACCGUAGUCUACUUUGAAGCAUAGUUUUGAAAAGCUCAUAAAUGCCGCUGCCUUGUCCUUUGUCAUUCAGUGUUGUUUUCCCUCACAGUGGAAUAUGGUCUGUCUUUUUUUCCCCCUGCUUUUUUUUUGUUUUUUUUUCAGUCGCAUUGCAUUGUUGGUUAUUGCUCUUCUCACGGGAAGCAAUAAGCCAGCUGAAGUCCCAGACCCUUGUGCACUCGAGCGACGAGCAUCGCUGAGCCUCUCCCAAAUCCCAGAGUGCUAACUCGCAGUGCAAUCUAUUUGAUGGCACUGAGUCAAUGCCAUGGCGAUCAGAAUGCAAUUGGCCCCCCCUGCCCACUCCAUCCCUUCUUCCUGGGUCGACAGUGUGGGUCGAGCCUUUUUCCUGCCCCGCCUCUAACCAUUCAUUGUUAAUGUAGGCAAUGCACUAGUAUAGAAAAAGAGGGAAAAAGGAAAAACGGGGUACAGGGCAUCUCUGAGAAACCACUUAGUUACAGAGCUGUGGUGCUGAAAGCUGAUUUACCCAGCGUUGCUCAACACCCCCCCCCCAACCCCCCCCCCCCCCCCCCCAACCCAUACACGUGACCACAGUCCUGAAUGAGGACCCCGGGUGAGCCAAAGUGAAUUCAUGCUGGCUGGGUUUUAAUCCUUGUGUUUAUAGUGUCUGCACACCAUCCCCCCACUGUAUGUGCUGUUUGUCAGUCAGACUGUCAGUUCUAACUGAGCUGACUGUUUCUCUUUCUCUCUCUCUCUCUCAUCAAUCUGAUACCUUAUUGCACUAUUUGGGUUGUGAGUUCUUUGAAGGAACAGAUUUCAUGUCUGUUUUUGCCCCUAAUUUACAGUCAUUGUGAGUAAAACCACUAGUUCAGUACAGAACCUAAGGUUCCGUACAAAUGCACUCCCCUUGUGUGAGAAUUGAUGUUUCUCGUUUUGUACUCGAGUGUGUUCUGCAUAUGUCUUAUGGUCUUAUGACUGAGGGUUGUGCUGUUUUAGUUAUUAUAUCUUGCACUGCUUUGUGACUAUGUACAUUUGAAAUGCCGCUUACAAAAAGUUCUAAUUUUUCACAGAUGUUCACAAUUUAUUGUGUGUGUGUGUGUGUGUGUGUGAUGGUGCUUUGAUGAUGCUGCCACACAAUUAAAUAAUAAACCAUUCCAGA